Solanum lycopersicum (tomato) is the source of this 837-nucleotide messenger RNA. Its product is annotated as cytochrome b561 and DOMON domain-containing protein At5g47530-like. Lineage: Eukaryota; Viridiplantae; Streptophyta; Magnoliopsida; Solanales; Solanaceae. The record is from RefSeq and is a predicted model, not a curated record.
AUGACUUCUCGUACUGUUGAUAUCGCCUUUAGCAAGUCUGAAAGUCAGCACGGAAGAUGGCUUGCUUGGGCUAUAAACCCAACAUCUACAGGGAUGACCGGCUCCCAGUAUAUCGCCUUUACGGUUCAUAAUGUUUCAGCCCAGUAUAUCAAUGGACAAGUCAUUAUCUUUGCGAGGUUUGAGGUACCUAUGAAUGGAAGCAAUGUUGUGAAUCAUGUUUGGCAAGAAGGAGGACUACAAGAUGAUGAUACACCAGGAAGUCAUGGCAUGUCUAAGAUAAAGAUAGUACAUGGUGUUAUCAAUGCGGUUAGUUGGGGAAUGAUGAUGCCACUAGGUGUUGUUCUUGCUAGAUUGAGAUAUCUACCAUUACAAGAGUACUAUUCAGCUUUGUGGUUCAAUCUACAUAUUUAUUGUCAAAGUAUAGCUUAUUUUCUUGGUAUUGCUGGUGGAGGUUUGGGAUUUUAUCUUGGGAGACAAUCUUCUUCAGUUAAACAACACUCUUGUCAUAGGUACAUUGGUGCUGCACUCUUAAUGCUUGCAACAUUUCAAGUGUUAGCUCAUCGUUUACGGCCAUCAAAGGAACACAAAUACAGGGUGUAUUGGAAUAUUUAUCACUGGUGCACUGGUUAUGGUACUAUUAUAAUGGGAAUUCUCAAUUGUUUCAAAGGUUUCCAGAUGACGGAUGUCGGGAUUUGGAAGAAUGCUUACAUUGCUUUUCUUGCUUCGUUGUCCUUUGUUGCUGUUGUUCUGGAAGUUUGCAGAUGCUACCUCACCGCUAACAAAGGAACAGCUACACCAGAAGGAGUUUCUGCAAACAGUAUAGAAGACAAGGCAUAG